AUAGUCCACAUCUGAAUCUGACAGUCAAGAUGCCACUAAAGCUGCAGCUUUGCUUCCUAGUCUUGUUUGUAAGGGGAUCCGUUGCAGUGCAACAUAUGACCGUGAUGGAGGGUGAGACUUUAACCAUUAAGUGUCGCAUUAGAAAUGCCCACAGGAGCCACGUGGAAUGGAAGAAUCCUAACGGGCAUGUGAUGUUUUUCAAUGACCAUAAGGCCCUGAGGGAUAAGCGCUACAAGAUAAUCAACUUGUCCGAGUCCGAUUUUUCAGUCAGUGUGUCUGAUGUCACCUUCAAAGAUGGAGGCCUCUACACAUGUUUACAUUACACAAAAGUGCCUGUAGUGAAGUCAGUUACCGUGACAGUUUUGGGUAUGCCAAAAUUGGAGACAACAGAACACAAUGGAAAGACUACCAUCAAAUGUUCUGCAGUGGGAAAUAGCCAUCCUCCCAAAAUUUCAUGGCUUUUGGGGAGUGGGUUAGAAAUUGAUGCUCAGCCUCAGUCCCAGUAUCUUUUGGAAAAAAACACAUAUUCCUCCCUGGAUAUCUUGCAUGUUCAGUCCCACAAGAGGAGAGUCACAGUGAAAUGCAUCGUUCGCCAUCCAGCCUUACACAAUUCUUCUCUGAUGAAUUUUGUAAAAAUUGGACAGAAUCCCUCUGAGGAAUCACACUCCACUUCGAGAACCUCUCAUUGGCCAAGUACAGAAGGUCCAACAGAGAUACCAACAACAACAGUCUCCCGUUGGCCUGGUACACAGGUGUCAACAGAAACACCAACAGCUACAGCCUUAGAUUGGCCCAGUACAAAGCGAUCACCAGCAUCAACCCCUGACUCACAACUCAGCACUCACAGUCAGCCAGCCCACUCAGUGUUUCAAGCUACAGGGUACACACUUGCUAAUGACAGCAGCAGCAACUCAACCAGUACUACCGAUUGGUCGUCAGUGUCCCAGACAACAGAGAACACACCUCAUAAUGGCACAAGAACCAACUCCACUAAUAAUAGAGGAAUCUUCUUCGAUGAGACGGAGAGGCAGAGAGGAAAUGGAAGCAGUGCGCCGUUGCUCAUCUUCCUCGUGACGUGCCUCAUCCUUGGUCUGCUGGUGGUCGUUGCGUUCUUUGUAAUCAAGCUGAGGAGGGCUCACAUACUCUGGAAGAAAGAAAAUGAAGACUCUGAUCAAUCUGUGGAGAGCAGCAGAUCAAAAUCAAGCAAUGAAGAGAAACAAUCCAGAAGAAGGGGAAAUGGACUUUUUAACAUUGGAUUCACAAAGUAUGUUGUUGAGGAACCAAUGGCAACAGAGACGACAACAACAACAAACACCAAAACAGAAGAAGCUCCUGAAAUUCAAGUCAUCCCACAAACCGAUGGAGCAACCCUAAGCCCUCAGAUCAAGGAGACGGAACUGUAGAAAAUGUCAGUGUGUGUGUUUUAAUAUUGGGAAUUCACAUAGAGAAUUCAAAUCAUAAGCACCUAAAAUGUGACAAACAAUAUCUUUUUAAUGUAAUAUUGUUUUAAAACAUGUAAUGUUACUGUGAUAUAGUGGAUAAUUAUGUGUGUACACAGGCUCAUAAGCUGCUAUUAUGUAUGAUAUAUCUUUUUUAAUCCAAGUUUAUUUUUAUACUGAAAAAAAGGAAAAAUAUACAACAUAAGUAUUGAUUAUUCUGUGGAAGUAUUCCCCCCCACCCUGUUUAUAGUGUAUAUUCUCGUGUGUAUUUAUUUUAUUCUCUUGUGUACUUUUAUAUUACUUAGUACAACUGCAUUGUUCAGCUUGUAAGCAAGCAUUUCACUGUACUGUUUACACCUGCUGCAUCCUGCGCGUGUAACAAAUAAACUCUGAUUUGAUAUUCAGUAAUUGUAUUGUA
Molecule: messenger RNA, 1857 nt
Organism: Salmo salar (Atlantic salmon)
Lineage: Eukaryota; Metazoa; Chordata; Actinopteri; Salmoniformes; Salmonidae
Product: cytotoxic and regulatory T cell molecule
Biological process (GO): cell recognition; positive regulation of natural killer cell mediated cytotoxicity directed against tumor cell target; detection of tumor cell
Cellular component (GO): plasma membrane
Molecular function (GO): signaling receptor binding
Source: RefSeq, a predicted model, not a curated record